This is a messenger RNA of Erigeron canadensis, 1107 nucleotides long. Its product is annotated as F-box protein SKIP24. Bases 131 to 949 code for a protein of 272 amino acids. Gene Ontology annotation, molecular function: protein binding. The record is from RefSeq and is a predicted model, not a curated record. The transcript is spliced from 2 exons. Lineage: Eukaryota; Viridiplantae; Streptophyta; Magnoliopsida; Asterales; Asteraceae.
UAAAACUAUUCGUCAAUCGAAUGGGCCUUAAAGAUUAGUAUUAGUAUAAAUUAUAAAGUAAAAGUAAUAAAAAAAUGUCGAAUCUAAAUUUAUUGUUAAAAAAAGGAAAAUAGAAACUUAAAGGGGAUGAAUGUUAACAUUUGCUAACUUCAGAAAUUGGGCUGAAAUUUCACGGCUAUCAUAUCAAAUUAUCAAUCAACUUCUCAACGCAAUCGAUCGCUCUCUUCCUCCACAGAUGUCGUUACCCGACGAAUUGUGGAGGUGGAUAUUGGAGCUAGGAGUCGAAACGACAUGUUUGAACUACAAAGAUCUUUGUUGCCUAUCCAUGACUUGCAGACGCCUUAACCGUCUAUCAAAAGAAGGCGUUUUGUGGUCAAAGUUAUUGACUUUUGAUUUCCCUACCCAGCCUUCGUCUUCCACCAACUACCCGCCUCCCAAAACGCUUUACCAGAUUAAGUUUGACAAGGAUAAAGUUAAGAGGCUGUUGGCGGAAAAAAGAGCCGUGCUUAGAGUAGAGUCUCAGGUUCACGAACACAAAAGAAAGUUGCAUGAAAUAGAGGGAAAACUGGUGCAGGAAAACGACAAGAUUAAAUCCGCGAUUGUUGAGUUAAAGAAUUUGCUGAAAGUGAGGGAAGCUUCUACGGCUUUGAAGGUGUGGCAGCCUGCAAUUAUUCAUAGUAGGCAAAAACAGAUUGUUGAGCAUUGUAGUGUGCCUGUUGCUUCAAGGAUUAAUGCGUUAGAGAUGGAGAUUAAGCUUUGUAAGCAGCAGAUUUCGGGUUUUCUUAAGGCUAAGAAGGAUGAGACUACUAGACUUGAAGCAACGAAGGAGCGGUUGUCUAGAAUCAAGUAUCGGCCCUUGCAGAGUUUGGAAGGUGGCUCGAAAAGUAUUGUUGUUGAUGAAUCAAUAAAGGAGAAAAAAUUUUCAAAGAAGUUGAAUAGAGUGAAAUAGAAGUGAAGUUGUCCCUUUUCAUUUUACAUGUUGUAUGUUUGUUAUAGCUUAUCACAGCUCAAUAAUAUUGUAGCAGUUUUAAAUUUAUGUAUUUGACCCUUUAGGUUAUACUGUAUACAGGGUUGAACUUCAAGUAUAUGAAUAUUGAAAUUCGCAUA